AUGGACCUCCUACGGACACUUGUCACUAAUUUAUCUUCACAAAUUGAUGACAUCGACAACACUUCUAGAAGAAAUGCUCUGCUGUUCGGUGGUAUUCAGGAGGCUGAAGGUGAGAACUUGGUCUCAACGGUCCUUGGAACAAUUCAAGUGUUGAUGGGCAUCCCUGAUCUUCAGCCAGGUGUGAUCCAGUACUGCCAUCGUAUAGGAAGUAAGUCUGAGAGGGCUCCUCGACCCAUUGUUGUCCGAUUUAAUGACUUAAAAGUUAAAAGUCUCAUUUGGAGUAAUAAAAAGAAAUUAAAGUCGUCUCCAGUUGUGCUGAGUGAAUUCUUGACUAAGGUUCGUCAAUCUCUCUUCACAAAAGCAAGAAAAAGAUUUGGCAUAACUAACACCUGGACCCUUAAUGGUAACAUAUAUAUCAAAUUGCCAAAUAACGAACGCAGGCGUAUCACAACUCAGGAAGAUUUCGAUGAAUGCCUAAAGAUGUUCCCCAGUCCAUCGCCCUCAUCACAGUCCGUUGUCAAGCCUGCCAGCUCUGCGCUGCCUCGAGUCAGCCCUGCAGCUCUUCCUGACGCCAGCAAAAAGCCACUUACGCGACGAAAUUUGGUCAAGAAGCAAUAG
Molecule: messenger RNA, 618 nt
Organism: Danaus chrysippus (African queen)
Lineage: Eukaryota; Metazoa; Arthropoda; Insecta; Lepidoptera; Nymphalidae
Source: the annotation of a GenBank genome assembly